Messenger RNA from Triticum urartu, 1897 nucleotides. RefSeq lists its product as uncharacterized. The record is from RefSeq and is a predicted model, not a curated record. Gene Ontology annotation, molecular function: protein binding. NCBI's taxonomy places the organism in Eukaryota, Viridiplantae, Streptophyta, Magnoliopsida, Poales, Poaceae.
GACCCUGGUCGAACCGAACCAAGUAGAACGGGCCGUGCGUGCCUGCCCGUCUCACGCUCUCUCCCCCACCCGACCCGGCGGCGACCCCAUCCCAUUCGGCCGACCAUGGCGACACGGCCGGAGCUGAUAGACGACCUCCUCGGCGAGGUCCUCCUCCGCCUCCCGCCGGACGAGCCCGAGCACCUCUUCCGCGCCGCCAUCGUCUGCAAGUCGUGGCUCCGCAUCGUCUGCGACCCCGCCUUCCGCCGCCGCUACCGCGCCUUCCACGGAGCCCCUCCCCUCCUCGGCCUCCUCCACCUGCUCCAGGUCCUCCAAGGAAGCCCCGCGCACCGCUUCGCCUCCACCACGUCGAUGCCGGACUUCCCCUACCCGGGCUCCGACGGCGAGGGCGAGCACCCCACCCCCCUCGACUGCCGCCACGGCCGCGUGCUCUACCACUUGGUGCAGGGCGACAGCCUGGUUCUCGUCGUCUCAGACCCCGUCACGGGCGACCGGCGCGUUCUGCCCGCGCCGGGCGUCGAUUGGUUCAUCUGGACCGCCGCGGUGUUCUGCGCCGCCGAUGGCUGCCGACAUCUCGACUGCCAAGGCGGCCCCUUCCGCGUGGCCUUCCUGGGCACCGGCAACGACGACCGUGUCGUUAAGGCGAACGUGUACUCAUCGGUGACAGGUGCGUGGAGUGCGCCGGUAUGCCUCGACGAUGGCUGUGAAGGCUAUGCCCAGCUCAAGCGAGAUGACAUUGCAAAAAACUUCUACCACCUACCCUAUGUCAUGCCUCGGCGAGUAGCCGUCAUUGGAGAUGCAGUCUACUUCACACUUCGGUCGGUUGACAAAAUCGUCAAGUACAACUUGCCAAACAAGUGCUUCUCCAUGAUCAGCCAGCCGCCACACGAUUUGGCCCCAAUGGCUCUCAUGGUGAUGGAGGACAGUUCGCUGGGGUUUGCCUGCAUCAACAAUUCUAGCCUUUGUUUGUGGUCAAGGAAGGUGGAUCCAGAAGCGGCUGCAGAAUGGGUACAAUGCAGGGUCAUCGAGCUGAAGAAAAUUAUACCCGAUGUCGAUCUGGAUUGGGAACCAUUUGUGGUUGGUUCCGCAGAGGGUGUGGGUGUCAUCUUCAUAAGCACAGAUGCUGGCUUAUUCGCGACAGAGCUAAAGUCAGGGCGAGUCAGGAAGGUUGACGAGCCGGGAGAGUACUUUAGCGUCCUACCCUACAUGAGCUUCUACACUCCAGGUAUAGAUCGUGGCAGAUUGUUGGCGCUAGCGAAGACUCACUGAUCUCUGACGGACCGCUCAAUAGUGAUGCAUUGCGAAAUGGAAAAACCCAUCAUCUUUAGUCUGCUGCUGUUGGCUUCUUGCAAUCUACUAACAUCAGGUUGUUUCGUUUCUUUUGAGGAGUUUAAGCAUGAAGGGUGCAAGUUUCAGUCGUGGUUGUCCUCGUUCAGUUCAUCAUGAUAAUGUGGCUAGAGAGUUGUAUUUCGGUUUCUAAAGUUGGUUUCUUAUCUGUUAUGCAGUUUGAGUGUCAAUUAUGCAAGUGACCAUGUUCGACUGUGGUUGUUGUGUCGAAUUCGUCCUGGUCAUGUCGAUGAGCGCCAACUGUAUCUCUGUUCAGCAUAUCAGGUGUACUUCUGUUACUGUUUGGUUAAAUGCUCGAGUCGGCUACAUGAAACUUGGAAUUAUGUGGGUCCUACGCCAUUUCCAUAUUUCUGAAAGAAAUAUUGUCGUUCAGUGUUUUCCGUUGUCUUGUAAAGCGGCAUCGACUAGCAGUGUAAGAAUUUCUGGACACAACUGGAAAGUUUUUUUUGUUUUCUGCUUGAGUCUGAAUUGCAUAUGUAUUGCUCUUGCUCCCUCUUCAUUCUUUUGGAUAAACAGUGGUUCAAAAUACAUUGAAAUGUGUUGCGGGUUA